Hypoxylon trugodes is the source of this 2211-nucleotide messenger RNA. RefSeq names its product putative glucooligosaccharide oxidase. Lineage: Eukaryota; Fungi; Ascomycota; Sordariomycetes; Xylariales; Hypoxylaceae. Gene Ontology annotation, molecular function: FAD binding; oxidoreductase activity. Bases 476 to 1918 code for a protein of 480 amino acids. The transcript has 2 exons. The record is from RefSeq and is a predicted model, not a curated record.
UCGUAAUUACCAAGUAGGUACCUAGGUAGGUAGAAUACAAUGUAGGUAGGCCCGAGGGGUUCUGGAGUUACAAGUGUGAGGAAGUCCCUAAGGUUGACAAGAGCGAAUCAUUGGGCAUUUAACUGCCCAACCGGAGCGCCGUGAUUGCCCCUUAGGUACAUUUAGGCCUAUUCAUUUGCGCUAAGGAAACCGGGAACUUGUUUGCAACUGCGGAUUGGGUGAGCUGUUUACACCUGCCACGGUGAAGGUAGAACGUUCCUUGUGAAUUAACCCGUGCAUACACAACAGAAGGAGGAACGCGGCGCCGACCAUAAUCAACAAACACGCAGCGGACAACAUCAUUUAUUAUUAUUUUUCGGCGUCCCAAACACGCAUACCAUCUUGUCCUCUUUUAUUUCAUCAAUACACCUAUUCACUUAUUCGUCGUUCAUUUAUCCAUCCAUUCACAACAGUACAAUCUUUGACGGUAGUCAAUAUGGCAAACACUAACGUUGACGCUGCCAUUCGAUACCUGACCGAUCUUUCUGUCCCAUACAUUACCCCUGGUGACCUUGACUGGGAUAUCCAUUCGGCGACCUACAACCUGCGCGUCCCUGUUAUUCCGGCGAUCAUCGUUUUCCCCGAUCAUGUGGGACACAUCAGCAGUGCAGUUUUCUGCGCAGGUGAACAUGGACUUAAAGUCCAGGCUCGAUCGGGAGGACAUUCGUACGCAUCCCACAGCAACGGAGGGGCGAAUGGCUCAAUGGUAAUAGACCUGCAAAAAAUGCAGUACUUCAACUCUGCGCGAGAUCCGGUCUUAGUCCGCGGUGGAAUGCGACUGGGCAAUUUAGCCCAUAACAUUUACACCACACUCGACCGCAAGCGUGCCCUUCCUCAUGGUUCUUGCGCUGGAGUUGGCAUCGGAGGCCAUUUUACCCAUGGCGGGUAUGGUUUCUUUUCGCGUGCCUGGGGUCUGGCGAUGGAUCGCAUUUCGGCGCUUAGUGUCGUGACUGCGAGUGGAGCAUGCGUCUACGCCAGCAAAGAGGAGAAUGCGGACAUAAGUUUGACUCAGGCUAUGCGGGGUGCGGCUGAUUCAUUCGGUAUCGUGAAAAGCUUCUUCUUAGACACGGUUCCAGCUCCCGAGCGUGUCGUACACUGGGAUCUUUUUAUGCACGAUGCAAACAAAAGUAUCGACUCUGUUGUUGACACUUUCCAACGCGUUCAGAAUUUCACCCAUAACGCCUCCAUCGUUGAUCGAAACUUGGGAUUCAACAUUACGCUCUCUGCCACUUGCUUUGCGAUCGGAGGCACCUAUUUAGGAUCCUCGAGUCACCUCGCGGAAACGAUUAUCCCUGCGCUUCAUGAAGGCAUGCAAUUCACGCCCUCAUUCCAAUUCCGUGAAGUUGAUUGGCCCGCGUCACUGAAACUUCUCAAUCAAGGCGUCGAUAUCACAACCCCAGUGGACGACGAGUGCCGAUACAACUUCUUCGCCAAAAGUGUUGUUGUGCCCGAGCCAGGAUUUACCGAGGAGGCAUUGAGGAGUUUCUUCACGUUUCUUCUCACCGAAGGAGCAGACGCGCCCGUCUCUUACUGGAUCUUGGUUGACUUCUAUGGAGGCGCCGACAGCCAGAUCAGCAACAAGGACAUAGACUUCAAUGCUUUCGCUCACCGCGAUGCGCUCUGGGUUGUCCAGCUGUACGGCUUCGUCGAAAACGACGAAAUCUUUCCACCGGAGGGUAUUGACUUUGUCAACGGACUCGCCAAUUCGAUCACGACACACCUUCCGCGAUACGGUGCGUAUUCGAACUACGCCGACCCCAGCCUCUCACGACAUGAAGCGCACACGCUGUACUACGGGCCCGAGUUGUAUACUCGUCUCAAGGCUAUUAAGCAGAAGUGGGAUCCCAAGAACGUUUUUGAGAACCCACAGUCAAUCUAGGGAGAUGGGUGUAUGCGAGUAACAGGAUAGGGUGGACAUCUGGCUAUAAGAUGUGAUUGCAUCUCAAACCGGUACUGGUGUUGCAUAUUGAGUUUAGCACGACGGACGAGGCCGAUACAUCGAGCAUUGCUAGGUCUAUCCGCUCAAGGGAAGGGCGCUCGGGUUAUGAUUUUCCUGUGAAUAGGCUCUGCACAUGGCUUCGCAAUAACACAUAUGACUCUAAAAAUCGAUGUAAAAAUACCAAAACAAGGGCAUGAGGUUGAACCACGAAGGAGGUCGUGAUGUUCUUUGAU